This is a messenger RNA of Pteronotus mesoamericanus, 1453 nucleotides long. It is a transcript of the gene CA9, whose product is annotated as carbonic anhydrase 9. NCBI's taxonomy places the organism in Eukaryota, Metazoa, Chordata, Mammalia, Chiroptera, Mormoopidae. Gene Ontology annotation, biological process: one-carbon metabolic process. The record is from RefSeq and is a predicted model, not a curated record. Gene Ontology annotation, molecular function: zinc ion binding; carbonate dehydratase activity. Gene Ontology annotation, cellular component: plasma membrane.
UGUGUCUGUGGCUGUACAGUCAGCCACAUGGCUCUCCUGUGCCCCAGACCCUGCCUCCCUCUGUUGAUCUCAGCCCCUGCUCCAGGUCCCAGUGUGCAACUGCUGCUGUUACUGCUGCUCUUGGUACCUGCCCAUCCCCAGAGCCUAUCCCGGAUGCAGGGGACUCCCUCUAUGGGAGGAGAUUCAUCUGAAGAAGAUGAUCCACUGGGCGAGGAGGACCUGCCCAGUGAAGAAGAUCCACCUGGAGAGGAGGACUCACCUGGAAUGAAGACUGAAACAGAAGAAGACGACUCUCUGAAGAUAGAGGAUCUACCCACUGAGGCUCCCAGGGACACUCAAGUGCCCCAGGACAAUGCUGAAAGGAACAACAAAGGGGACGGACACAAUCAUUGGCGCUAUGGAGGCGGCCCGCCCUGGCCCCAGGUGUCCCCAGCCUGCGCAGACCGCUUCCAGUCCCCCGUAGAUAUCCGCCCGGAGCUCACCGCAUUUUGCCCUGCCCUGCGACCCCUGGAACUCCUUGGCUUUGAGCUCCCGCCACUUCCAAAACUGCGCCUACGCAACAAUGGCCACACUGUGCAGCUGACUCUGCCUCCCGGGCUAGUCAUGGCCCUGGGUCCCGGGCGGGAGUACCGGGCUGUGCAGUUGCAUCUGCACUGGGGGUCUGCCAGUCGCCCAGGCUCGGAACACACCGUUGGCGGCCAGCAUUUCCCUGCUGAGAUCCACGUGGUUCACCUCAGCGCUGCAUUUGCCAAAGUUGACGAGGCCUUGGGGCGCCCAGGAGGCUUGGCCGUGCUGGCUGCCUUUCUGCAGGAAGGCCCAGAAGAAAACAGUGCCUAUGAGCAGUUACUGUCCCAUUUGGAAGAAGUCGUGGAGGAAGACUCAGAGACUUGGGUCCCAGGACUGGAUGUAUCCGCACUGCUGCCCUCCGACCUCAGCCGCUACUUCCGAUAUGAGGGGUCUCUGACCACACCCCCCUGUGCCCAAGGCGUCAUCUGGACUGUGUUCAACCAGACAGUGAGGCUGAGUGCUAAGCAGCUCCACACCCUCUCUGGCUCCCUGUGGGGACCUGAGGACUCUCGGCUACAGCUCAACUUCCGCACCACGAAGCCUUUGAAUGGGCGAAUGAUUGAGGCCUCCUUCCCGGCCGAAGUGCAGCAGACUGUUGAGCCAGGUGCAGCUUUUUCUGGUACCCGAUAUUACCAUGUCCCAGCCACAGGUCUCUCAUCUUCCCAUGUGUCCCCAUUUUUGUGUCACUGGUGGUCACAGCCCCAGCUCUAAGUCUCCUUUUUCUCUUCAGUCCACCUGAAUUCCUGUAUUGCUGCCGGUGAUAUCCUGGCCUUGGUUUUUGGCAUUCUCUUUGCCAUCACUAGUAUUGCCUUCCUUGUGCAAAUGAGAAGGCAGCAAAGGUACGUAUUAUACUGACCCCCUCCCUCAGGCACAGCCCCUGCUCCCU